UCUGUGAUUCAAUUUUGUAUCGAAGACAAACUGUCAUGUGAACGAUAUCAAAUGCUUUUUUUUCUUUUCACAAUUUUUCCCCUGCUCUGCCAUGCCUAUCAUCCUGAUAAAUACAUGAAACCGGAAUUUUCCCCCUACUGCAUCUUCAAGGAUUACCGAUGCCGGACAGUCUGUAGCUGUGAAAUAACAAAAAACUGCACCCUACUACCUAUGGACGAAUCCAUCAGAAAAAGCAUUUUAUACUAUCACAAUCAGAUACGGCAAAUACAGACGAAUGGUGAACCUGAACCUUCUGGCAUGACGCUGUUGCAGUAUGACACGCAGCUGGAAGACUUAUCAAAAUGUUGGGCAUUAAGAUGUGACAACGAGUACUCCACUUGCUUCAGGACAACAAGAUUCAAUGAAACUUCACAAUCGGUAGUCCAGUUGCUCAUUGAAGGUGAACCAAAACCUAUUAGUUUCUAUUGGGUGCAGAUUUUGAGUUUCUGGGUUGAAGAGACGAAAUCAAUAUCAGUUGAUGUCAUAGAUUCCAUGCCUGGUGGUGAAAAAGGCGAUAAAAUGCAUAACUAUGCUCAAUUAUUAGGCGAUAAUAUAAGAUUCGUCGGUUGUUCUUGGAGCCAUUCAAACGAUUCUUUGAUAUUCGUGUGUACUUAUGGUCCCAGAGGGCCUGUGUAUGGUGAACCGAUUUAUAAACGAGGAAAACCUUGUACUACAUGUCCGGAAGGUUAUGGUUGCGACGGUACUAAACCCUUCCAGAAAUUGUGCAAGGAAGGAGGGGGAGUUUUUGAAAAUAUGACGUCAACAAGUGAAGGAACACCUCCUUCUCCUCCUCCAAAACCGCCAACAACGAUGCCGGCACCACCUCCAACUCUACCGCUGACGACAAUAUCUUCACCUUCAACAUCAUCUUCACCUUUACCUUCAUCGUCACCAGAAAUACCUCCAAGUCUACCAGUACCAAUGGUACCUCCAUCUUCGUCACCACUUAUAUUACCUCCAACGUUACCGCCAACUAUAGCACCUCCAACUAUUGCUCUUCCAACUAUAGCUCCUCCAACUAUAGCACCUCCAACUAUAGCACCCCCAACUAUGCAGCCAUCAACAGUUCCACCAACUUUACCUCCGACAACAGUUCCACCAACAACGAUUUUUAUUCAGAAAGAUCCAAAUGCGCCUCCUUUACCUCCACCAAUUCCUGGAAAAACUUGUAUGGAUCCAUCUGAUUGCACAGAAUCAACUCUAUUCAAUCAAGAAGCACUCACUGUAACUCCUGAAUAUUUACCAAGACCAUUUUCACAGCUCUCAUCAAGUAGCAGACCCUUCCAAUAUCAAGGAGUAUAUCCUCAAGGGAGCCCUCCAAUUACUCCAGUAUAUCCAGGUACAUAUUUUGAGGAUACAUUUCCUACUGAAAGAAUAGAACAACCCUUCACGGACAAAAAAUUACCUCCUUUCAUAUUUCCUAUUUAUCCCGGAGGAAGAAGUCCGAUAAUGCAACCGAUGAGUGAAAUGAAGUUACCACGUGAUUAUUCUCCCUUAGUACCUCUUCGCAAGAAACCACAUUCGAGCAUGAUGUCGUCUGCGUUGUUAUUGAAUCCGAUUCAACCAAUCCGUUCAAAUCCUUCACCGUUCAUGGGCGAUAAGAAUAGUUCAUUUCAUCUCGCAAGAGAACUGGAUACUCAACCUUCCCAGAUGGAGCCAUUAUAUCUUCCAAUUCAGGAAUCUGCUAGGGAGGAUCAACUUCGCAAUUUUACAUCCUCAGGAUACCCAGCAUCUCUCGUUGGUGAUUUACAAGAGCAACCUAAACUUGACGGAGUACCUUCAAGUCAACCAACACAACCAAUUGAUCAGCAGUAUUAUCCAGAAAUGAAUACUCAGAAUAUUUUUGACAAAUCGAAAAAUGGCCCAGAACUAGAGCAAUUACCUGCGAGUCGAUCAGUGGAAAAAUCUACAUCUUUUUUUUAUCCUUCACCACCUCAGCAACCUCAAUCCCCUCAAACACAAGUUCAAUUGGUAGAUCAAUCUUCGACAUCAAUGCUGCCUACAAAUCCUGUUUUGCUUUCUCCUAGAUCUGCCGUCAGCAAGAGUCCACCUAGAUCUAAUGUUGAAAAUUCAAGUAAAGUCCACUCUUCAUGCAAAAUAUUGAUUUCAACCUUGAUAUUUAUAAAAAUUAUUAAAGUAUUUGAGUAAAAAUUGUAACAAUUUGAA
This is a messenger RNA of Harmonia axyridis, 2205 nucleotides long. Its product is annotated as histone-lysine N-methyltransferase 2D-like. NCBI's taxonomy places the organism in Eukaryota, Metazoa, Arthropoda, Insecta, Coleoptera, Coccinellidae. Bases 52 to 2187 code for a protein of 711 amino acids. The transcript has a single exon. The record is from RefSeq and is a predicted model, not a curated record.